Meriones unguiculatus (Mongolian gerbil) is the source of this 4381-nucleotide messenger RNA. RefSeq names its product brain enriched guanylate kinase associated (gene Begain). Bases 369 to 2336 code for a protein of 655 amino acids. Gene Ontology annotation, cellular component: synapse. The transcript is spliced from 8 exons. The record is from RefSeq and is a predicted model, not a curated record. NCBI's taxonomy places the organism in Eukaryota, Metazoa, Chordata, Mammalia, Rodentia, Muridae.
UCAGACUCCAGCACAGCCUUUCGCAGGAGGGCGGGGGCAGCCCCGGGGCGGCCUCGGCCGGGCGCAGAAGAUCCCGCUGUGCGCAGGAAGUGCGAUCCCGCACGGGCCGCUCGCCGUCCCCGGGGUUUGCCGGAACCCGCAGGGUUAACAAGGACUAGAGAGUUCCAAGCGCACGGGAGGGGCCGUCCGUCUUAUAGGGUCUUCGCAUCGCGCGCCGCCGGCGAGUCUGCGCCAGCUGCCCGAAGCCCCGCCGGAGAACCGGGAGCACCAGGGUUAAUCCCUCGGGCUCAAGAGGGGGGGAAAGGCUCCGAACCCCGAGAUCGGAGGACAGCAGGGUCCCAGACGGAAGCGAGAGUGCCAGACGUCCGAUGCCGUUCCCCUCGGGCUGCAUGAGCGCCGGCCGGGCCUCUGCCGCAGACAUGGAGAAACUCAGGCUGCACAGCCCCUGGGUGCCCUCGUGCCUCGGGCAGCCCCGAGUCCUGCAGGGCCGCCUGGCCAGGUCCUUACCCUCGCUCUGGGACAGCGCCCUGCAGGAACAGAAGGGCGAGCUGCGCAAGCAGCUGUCCUACACCACACACAAGCUGGAGAAGCUGGAAACGGAGUUUGACUCCACACGUCACUUCCUGGAGAUUGAGCUGAGGCGCGCGCAGGAGGAGCUGGACAAGGUCACGGAGAAACUGCGCAGGAUUCAGAGCAACUACAUGGCGCUGCAGAGGAUCAACCAGGAGCUGGAAGACAAGCUGUACCGGAUGGGCCAGCACUAUGAGGAAGAGAAACGCGCGAUGAGCCAUGAGAUUGUCGCCCUCAACAGCCACCUGAUGGAGGCCAAGGUGACCAUUGACAAGCUGUCGGAGGACAACGAGCUCUAUAGGAAGGACUGCAAUCUAGCCGCCCAGCUGCUGCAGUGCAGCCAGACCUACGGCAGGGUCCAUAAGGUGUCCGAGCUGCCCUCGGACUUCCAGCAGCGCAUGAGCCUGCACAUGGAGAAGCACGGCCGCAGCCUGCCUUCCCAACGCUGCCGUCCAUCCUACGCCGACAGCGUGCCCACCUGCGUCAUCGCCAAGGUGCUGGAGAAGCCCGAGCCUGGCAGCCUGUCCUCCUCGCGCAUGUCGGAUGCCUCGGCCUGUGACCUGCCCUUCUGCGACAGAGUGGAGAAGUCGGGCGCACGGGCCGCGUACAAGGAAGAUCUCUACUGCAGCGACAGCACGCUCUACUGCCCGGAAGAGCGCCAGCGUGACCGGCGGCCCAGCGUGGACACCCCGGUGUCCGACGUGGGCUUCCUGCAGGUGCAGAAUUCCACCGACAGCGCGGCGGAGGACGAGGAGGCCGAGGCGUCGGCCUUCCCGGAGGCCUACCGCCAUGAGGCCUACCCGGGCUACGCGGCCUCGCUGCCCACGUCCAGCUCCUACUCCAGCUUCAGCGCCACAUCCGAGGAGAAGGAGCACGCGCAGGCCGGCACGCUGGCCGCCCCGCAGCAGGCGGUCUACCUGAAUAGCCGCGGCGAGGAGCUCUUCGGCCGCAGGCUGCCCCCUGGCGCCUAUGGGAGCAGCUCUCGCUUCAACAAGGCCGCGGCCACCCUGGCCUCCCCGCUGGAGGCCCAGGUCGCCCCAGGCUUCGCUCGGACUGUGUCUCCAUACCCGGCCGAGUCGUACCGCUUCCCGACCUCCCCAGAUCCGGAGCAGGCGCUGAUGCCCCCAAACCUGUGGAAUCUGAGGGCCAAGCCAAGCGGUAGCCGCCUCGCCGGGGAGGACAUUCGAGGCCAGUGGCGGCCCCUGAGGGUGGAGGAUGUGGGCGCCUACCCGUACCAGGCGGGCAACGCAGGCCGCGCCUCGCCCUGCAACUUCGCAGACCGUUUCUAUGGCGCCGCCGGUGGCGGCGGUGGCGGUGGCAGUGGCAGUGGCAGUGGCAGUGGCAGUGGCAGUGGCGGCGGCAGCAGCCCCGGUACUGCCGAGGGCCGCGCCAGCCCCCUCUACGCCAGCUACAAGGCCGAUAGUUUCUCGGAGGGCGAUGACCUCUCCCAGGGUCAUCUGGCCGAGCCCUGCUUCCUUCGAAGCAGUGAUCUGAGCCUCAGCCCUAGCCGCUCGGCUGACGCUCUCCCUGGCUACGAAGCCAGUGAUGGGGAGGGGGAGAGGCUUGGGAUGCAGCUGCGCAGGGCUGGCAGCAGCCCUGAGGCCGAGCACGGCUCCAGGGAUUCCCUGGAGCCCAGCUCCAUGGAGGCUUCUCCUGAGAUGCGCCGCCUCAGCCCCCAGCAGGCCUUCCCGAGGACUGGAGGCCCCAGGCUGAGCCGCAAGGAUAGCCUCACUAAGGCCCAGCUCUACGGAACCUUGCUCAACUGACUGCCCUCAGCAGGCAGCAGGCAGCAGGCAGGGGCCCCCAUCCAUCUUGCCCCACGUAGGGAGUAGCCAACUCCCACGUCCAAGCCCCUGCCAAGGAAUUCUGGUUCCAGUUCCUGCCGACCCCGUAAUACCACCCCAGUGAGACCUUAAAGUAAACACCCCAGUGAGACCUUAAAGUAAGCCCCUCUGCUUUCGUCUUGUCCACCCCAGCUUCUGCUGCAAACCCCGCCCAGAACAGUGAUAAGCUGCGCCCUCCCCUGAAGUGAGCAUCCCCGUUUUCUAAGUGAAACGAUGUUUUGUAGGGAAAAGGGUGUUUCUUCACGCGCUUGCUUGCCGUCAGCUUCUGGAUGGCAGCCAUGGGAGUCCCCACAGGAAGCUCCUUCAUUUCCAGUGAGGGUUGGGGGGCCUGCCCCUGGGGAAAGGAAGGCUGGGGGCCCUAGAGGGACCAGUCUCCACAAGUGGGGAGAAACCAGCAAGGGAACCCUGAAGUUCUGUCCAUGGAGGAGGGGAACCAAAGCCACUUUAGGGCGCAGAAAAUGUCUUUUCGCACCCCGUCUAUAGUGCAGCCAGCACCCUGCCCUGAUCUACCCCGUCUAUAGUGCAGCCAGUACACCGUAGUGAUCUACCCCGUCUAUAGUGCAGCCAGCACCCUGCCCCGAUCAACACCGUCUAUAGUGCAGCGAGAACCCUGCCCCGAUCAACACCGUCUAUAGUGCAGCCAGUACACCGCCGUGAUCUACCCCGUCUAUAGUGCAGCCAGAACCCUGCCCCGAUCCACCCCGUCUAUAGUGCAGUGAGAACCCUGCCCCGAUCAACACCGUCUAUAGUGCAGCGAGAACCCUGCCCCAUCUACCCCGUCUAUAGUGCAGUGAGAACCCUGCCCCGAUCAACACCGUCUAUAGUGCAGCGAGAACCCUGCCCCAUCUACCCCGUCUAUAGUGCAGUGAGAACCCUGCCCCGAUCAACACCGUCUAUAGUGCAGCGAGAACCCUGCCCCAUCUACCCCGUCUAUAGUGCAGUGAGAACCCUGCCCCGAUCAACACCGUCUAUAGUGCAGCGAGAACCCUGCCCCGAUCAACACCGUCUAUAGUGCAGCGAGAACCCUGCCCCGAUCAACACCGUCUAUAGUGCAGCGAGAACCCUGCCCCAUCUACCCCAUCUAUAGUGCAGCGAGAACCCUGCCCUGAUCAACACCGUCUAUAGUGCAGCGAGAACCCUGCCCUGAUCAACACCGUCUAUAGUGCAGCGAGAACCCUGCCCCGAUCUACCCCGUCUAUAGUGCAGUGAGAACCCUGCCCCGAUCUACCCCGUCUAUAGUGCAGCGAGAACCCUGCCCUGAUCAACACCGUCUAUAGUGCAGUGAGAACCCUGCCCCGAUCAACACCGUCUAUAGUGCAGCCAGUACACCGCCGUGAUCUACCCCGUCUAUAGUGCAGCGAGAACCCUGCCCUGAUCUACCCCGUCUAUAGUGCACCCAGCACCCUGCCCUGAUCUACCCCGUCUUACAGUGAGUGCACCCAACACCCUGCCCUGAUCUACCCCGUCUUACAGUGAGUGCACCCAGCACACCGCCGUGAUCUACCCCGUCUUACAGUGCACCCAGCACCCUGCCCUGAUCUACCCUGUCUAUAGUGCAGCGAGAACCCUGCCCCGAUCAACACCGUCUAUAGUGCAGCCAGUACACCGCCGUGAUCCACCCCGUCUUACAGUGAGUGCACCCAGCACCCUGCCCUGAUCUACCCCGUCUUACAGUGAGUGCACCCAGCACCCUGCCCUGAUCUACCCCGUCUUACAGUGAGUGCACCCAGCACCCUGCCCUGAUUUACCCUGAGCUCUUCCCAUGGCCCGGCCUGUGGGCCCGAGAGGGGCCAGAUAUACCCCCAGAACAGCCGGUGCUGAUUUCUCCCCUCCCCCUCCCAACACCACCUGACUCCACCUCAGAUAUGAGGCUCCCCCAACCCUUGUGCACCUGUUGUCUGUGAUGCAUGCUGUCCUUAGUACUGUAUUCCAAAAAUCACUAAUAAAGGACACCAGUGGAGAAAGAA